Molecule: messenger RNA, 576 nt
Organism: Rhopilema esculentum
Lineage: Eukaryota; Metazoa; Cnidaria; Scyphozoa; Rhizostomeae; Rhizostomatidae
Source: RefSeq, a predicted model, not a curated record
AUUAAAAAUUCUAAGUAAUGCCAGGCUGUGGAGGAGGAGAGCAGCCUCCAUCCAGUGGUGUGCUCUUUUUAAGCAUCCGCCCAUUCGAGAAAUCAGUGUUGCAGAGUUGCCCCCGAUUAGAAAAAGAAAUUCGCCAUUAUGUCUGAGGCAUUCCAAAAAGCUGCAGAAGAGGUGAAAAACCUUGCUGCUAGACCAACAGAUGCUGAAAUGCUUGAAACAUAUGGCCUUUAUAAACAAGUCACAGUUGGAGACUGCAAUACUGAACGACCAGGAUUCUUGGAUUUUACAGGCAAAAGUAAACAUGAUGCAUGGAGUAGCAAAAAAGGUAUGAGCAAAGAGGAAGCCCAAGAAAAAUACAUAAAACUUGCAGAAGAACUGAAAUCCAAAUAUGGAAUGAAGUGACAAUGAUUUAGCUUAUAAACUUUUAUGAUAUUUGAAUUUUUUGUGCAUUUUUAUGCCCAUAGGUUUAUGGUUGUUUUGUUCAUGGCCAUAGAAUGUCUUCCAGUUCUUAUCAGAUUUUAAGUUUAUCCUCUCAGUUUAUGAACAAGAAUCUCUAUCAUAGAAAUAGUUGUCACA